UCUACUCAGCUAUUAGAUCAGAAACCAGCCCAACGUAGCAUUACGUUAGCCUUCGCGCGCUCGCCGAUUCAACCACAGAAUAGCUUGACCCUUGAACGUCCUUCUUCACCUUUAACAUCACUAGCUUCUUCUGUUUCACCCGUCACAUUUACCAAAGAUUUAUCCUCUAUCGCUCUUCCUGAAAAUAGCAAUCAGCAAUACCACGAUGACGGUUUGUCUGAUUUAAACUCAGUAGCACCUGCUUUAUCCGAUACCACAGUCUCAACGGCCAUCAUCAUCACCAACACUACUAGCGAUUCAAUUCUCCCUGGAACCACUGAAACAGUCAAUGUUGAUUUAUUACCACCCUACUCUAACUCAGAGACUGGCUCAAGUUCGUUGAUUCCCAUUCUAGGGGGAUGUGUGGAUGAAAAAUCAUCCUCGGAUCAGCCUCAACACACUACUUCACAGCCUCAAGAGUUAGUCGCAGAUUCCUCUAUUCCUGAGCACGUAAGCUUUAUUUGA
Messenger RNA from Protopolystoma xenopodis, 504 nucleotides. The record is from the annotation of a GenBank genome assembly. Lineage: Eukaryota; Metazoa; Platyhelminthes; Monogenea; Polystomatidea; Polystomatidae.